Messenger RNA from Esox lucius (northern pike), 3564 nucleotides. RefSeq names its product high affinity choline transporter 1. Bases 394 to 2070 code for a protein of 558 amino acids. Gene Ontology annotation, molecular function: choline:sodium symporter activity. Lineage: Eukaryota; Metazoa; Chordata; Actinopteri; Esociformes; Esocidae. The record is from RefSeq and is a predicted model, not a curated record. Gene Ontology annotation, biological process: transmembrane transport; choline transport; acetylcholine biosynthetic process. Gene Ontology annotation, cellular component: plasma membrane. The transcript is spliced from 11 exons.
UUUCUAUAACCUAGUUUCCUUUCCUGCUUGAGCUCCAGACCACAUUUCACCUGACCACUAAGAAACCUACCCUGUUCUAUCGCUCUCUCAAUCUGUGACAGAGACCUCACCGCUCUGUCGGUACAUAUCUCUAUCCAUCCAGUCAUGAAUCUGUCAAAGCCGUUCAUUCCCUUUCAAGGACUUUGAAACAGAGACAGUCAGAGAAAGAGAUUGUGAAAGACUACUCUGUUUUUUUUUGGAUCUCCUGAUCUGACUGACUGAAUGAAUGACAGACUGAUUGACUGUCUGACAGACUCUUACUGAACUGUUACGGCGGCAUGAAGCUGUUCAGACAAGGGAAAUACAUCUGGGAGUUGUGUAUUGGAGAGGAGUGAACGGAACAACGAGGCAAAGAUGGCUCUGAACAUUCCGGGCCUGGUCAUCAUGGCGGUGUUCUACGUGUUGAUCCUGGGCACGGGGAUCUGGGCAUCGAUGCGUUCCAAGAAGAAGGAGAAUAGGUGCCGCGGCUCGGACGGGAUGGAGAUCACGUUGCUGGCCGGACGCAACAUCAACCUCCUGGUUGGCAUCUUCACUCUGACUGCUACGUGGGUCGGAGGGGGCUUCAUCCUGGGUAUAGCGGAGGCGGUAUACAACCCCACCCUGGGCCUGGUCUGGGCGCUUAUGCCAGUUCCGUAUGUGCUCACCUUCUUCCUGGGUGGAUUUUUCUUCGCCAAACCAAUGAGGGAAAACAAGUAUGUGACAAUGAUGGACCCGUUCCAGAUAAAGUACGGCAACGUCUUGAGCAGCCUUCUCAUCCUGCCCGCGCUGGUCGCCGACGUCCUCUGGGUUGCUAGGACACUGGUCAGCCUAGGGGGCACUAUGAGCGUGAUCCUGGACCUGCCCUACGGCUAUUCCAUCUGCAUCAGCUCUGUGGUGGCCAUCGUGUACACGCUGCUUGGAGGACUCUACUCCGUAGCCUACACCGACGUCAUUCAGCUCAUCCUCAUCUUUGUCAGCCUUUGGGUUUGUGUUCCGUUCAUGAUGACCAACCCGUAUUCGAUGGACAUCAGUCAGACAGCCUUCAACGAGACGUUCCAGGCCCCCUGGGUGGGCAAGCUGGAGGCCAGAGACGCAGGGAAAUGGAUCGAUGAUUUCAUGGUCCUGGCGCUCGGGGGUCUGGCCUACCAGGCAUUCUACCAGAGGAUCCUGUCAGCAUCGUCCUACACCCAGGCUCAGGUGACCUGUUUCGCCUCUUCGGCCUUCUGCCUGGUCCUGGGAAUCCCCUCUGUACUGAUCGGGGCAGUUGCAGCCUCCACAGACUGGAACAUGACCAGCUACGGUUCUCCUUCUCCAUACGAACGCGGUGAGGCCGGUUCCAUCCUCCCCCUCUCCCUGCAGUACCUCACACCCACCUACGUCUCUGUCAUCGGCAUCGGUGCAGUAGCCGCUGCCGUUAUGUCCUCCAUGGACUCCGCCCUAUUAAGCACCGCCUCCUUGUUCUCCUCCAACAUCUACAAGAACAUCCUCAGGAAACAGGCCUCUGACGUGGAGAUGCAGUGGGUGAUCCGUAUCUCGGUGGUGGUUUGUGGCCUGGCGGGGACGAGCCUGACCUUCCUAGACAACAGUGUUCUGGUCUUCUGGCUGGUGGGUGUGGACAUGUCCUACACCAUCAUGUUCCCACAGCUCGUCUGCAUUCUCUUUUUCAAGGUUUCCAAUGGCUACGGUGCCAGCCUGGGGUUCGUCAUGGGGGUGGUCCUCCGCGUCCUGAGUGGGGAGCCCCUCAUUAACCUUCCCCCCGUCAUCCACUUCCCCGGGUUCAGGAUGGACGCGGAGGGCGUGAUGACCCAGUUCUUCCCCUUCCGCACCACCAUCAUGCUCGCCAGCCUCUGCUCCAUCCUCAUCACCUCCCAUGUCGCCGCCGUCAUCUUCAACAAGGGCCUGCUGUCGGAGGACUUGGACGUGUUCCAGAUAAAGAGCUCUCAGGCUAAAGUGACGGCGCUCACCGAGCUGAAGAAAGCGGAAAAUAAAAAUGACGAUCCGGAGGCCGAGGAGGCAGUGCCGAGCAACCAGCAUCGGAACACCAAACUGUGAGGGUCGGCGGUCAAACUGCGGCGCAACUCGGCUGCCGCCGGAAAACACAAUGGAAAUAAGAACAUCCGUUAUGAUGUCACUGGUUCACAAUACCAAAAAUGCUAGCCGAUUAGAGGUAGCCAUUCACGAUGGCCGUGCACUGCAAUUAAACACAGGAACGCCAGAUCCUUCAGCUCCUCCUCAUCAAGGCCUCACUGCCUCUGGACAGACUGAAGAAGUUGCCCGGCUGGCUUAUUUUUUUUUAAAUGUACAUUUACAUAUGGCAUUUUAAGUUGCAGUUUACUCGGAGUAGGUGUGUUGACCUUGUUUUGGUUGUUAACUGGGAUGCGUGAAUGGUGUUAGGUUUUCAUUGUCUCUACAGAGGUUUAUCAAGCAAACAAACAUAGACAGGGAAACAGAAUUGCACUGGUUCUUUUGCUGCAAAUAAGAGUACACAUUUAUUUCUUGAAAGGGAAAACCUAUUGCAAUAAUUAAGGACCCCUGAAACUAAUCAAAAGAUCCCAGAAACCUUAUAUUUUACAACUUGAUGCAAAACACUUUCUAUGUUGCAUCCUGAGCCAUGUACUCCAUUACCUAAGCUAGUUGAACAUAGAAACUGUUUUCUGUGAGUAAAUAUUUAAGCUUUGCUCAAAAGGUUGAUGGGCUUUAAUGACCAAAACACUGUUUUAGCAUAGACAACCAUGGAAUGCAUCUGCCAUUUUGUUGUAUUAAACGCAAUGGUAUUUUCUACUUUUUUGACUGAUCCAUUGAGGAUCCUGUUGAAAAUAAACCAGGUCACGGGGUGGACAUCAAUUCAGGUUGGACAUCCCACCCAGUUGACUAGGCUAAAAUGUUGGAUACCUCUAAUUAGCCUAACCAGCAGGGCACAAUGUUUUUAAGAGUUGCAGAUGUACAAAUGUGAGUCACAGAAUCAUUCCCAUCUCCAACUUGAGCUACUUCAAACCAGAAGUUGCCUGUUAGCACUUCAUGUCUCUCAGAAGGACGGUUUAUGAGUGUUUUCUCCAAACAAUUAAACUCCAACCUUGUGGGAGAUGUCUGAACAGAACAAUGAUCCUAGUGAUUUGAAGGUUGCGUAAGGCCGGAUGUCGUGCCACCAGGUCCAACAUUGUAAUUAUUUUUAAGUCUCAAUAGGGUUGCUGAACAUGGACUAAGAUGUUCAAAUAAAGCCCCUAGAGCCAACACUCAAAUUAGAAGUUGUUGCUUUCAGCCACACCAUGGAACCUAGAUGUUCAUUAUGCAUCCACUCCAUACAAACUGUUCUGGAACAGUUUACCCAAGUAAACACCAUAAUGUCAAAGAUAUUUCCAAUUGAGAGAACACUCAAGGUCAAUCUUCAAUGCAACACUAGAUUAACUGAAGAAAACACUGAUUCAUCUACAUGGCUUUUUUAUUAAGUUAAUGAAUUUCUCAGUGACAUAACCGCAGGAACAAAUCCCCAGCUUUCGGAAGCAUUCUCUCCCAGGGGUAGCAAAGUGACAGGCAUGGGAGAAUCUC